CUAAAGGCAUCACUCCCAAACCUCGUACGCAAGCAGGGAGGCUCAGCGCCUCACACGCCCCCUCCUCCUUCCCUGUAGCCCCGCUAUCUUUAGCACUGUCGCGGAUUACCGUGCACUGUGAGCUGGAUAGACUACCUGCUCCGUCGCUGCAGCCCUCUACUACCGAAGAGCGCUCUUUAAAAAGAACUACACGGCGACAAUACCCCACAAAGGAUGGGGGAAUGACAACAAAAUCCCCGUCCGCGGUUCUCCGUUCCCGACAAGACUACCACCUCCACCGCCAGCGACGAUGCUGCCGCCGCUCUCCAGCCCGCGGAGCGAACGCCAACGCCAACGCCGGGCUUCAACGCUGCUCCUGGCCGCGGUCGUGCUCUGUGCCGUCCGCGCCGCUGCUAGCUUUCCAGCUGGUAGAAUGUGCCCUCCCCACAUCGACUGUGCCAAAGAGGGACGCCACCUGUGCCAGCCUGGCUCCACCAGCUGUGGCCCCUGCCUCUCGGUGCUGGUGGAGAAUGAGAUGGGUCGCUGUGUGACCAGGAAGAGACAUCGUCAACAUGCGAAAGUGCAGUUCUACCCAGACCUGGAUGAAGAGAUCGAUUUCAUCCAGUCAUACAUCGAAAAACAGGAAGUUUCUGCGAUGGAACCACAGAAGACUCAAUUAAAACCUCCCGUCGCCGUCUUCUCCCCCAAAGCUGCAAGCAAGCUGGCUGCCUCCGAACAGGGGCAGUCGGGACAAGAUCGCUCGUCAGCCGAAACCAGUAACGGCACCUCUGCAGCCUCUGGCCGAGCAAGUCUUACCAACACAUCCACCCCCCAGGCCCCCGGAGUGGACGGUCGAGCGGGCCCUCUUAUCGAGAACGCUCACAAGGAUGACAAAAUCAUCAUCAUUGUAAUCUCCCUGUUUGUGGUGAUUGGCACCAUAGCAUUGAUCAUGGCAACUGUCUGCUAUGUCAAGUUGCGGAAAGAAUCUCAUCUGGCUCAGAAGGUGGACUAUCCCGCCUUCAGGGGAGCAGGUGUGACCGCCGCCACAGGUGGCGCUAAAUCGAUUGGAGAUGAAACUCUGGCGCAAAGUGCCCAAAUGUACCACUAUCAACACCAAAAACAGCAGAUGCUGUCCAUUGGAAAUCACAAACCAGAACAAAAAGUCAUUGAUGCCGAGGUCACCUCAGAUGAAGAAGAGGCCGGAGACUUCACAGUGUACGAGUGUCCGGGACUUGCACCGACCGGCGAGAUGGAGGUGAAAAACCCUCUGUUUGACGACUCCACCAUGCAUUAUCAGGGGAAUGAAAAGUGAAUGCUGAACACACACGUGCAAACACUCACACUGCAUGCAGACAAACGGAGGAAACCUGGCAGAAGACGAGACAUUAAACAAAAAAAAAACCACGUAUUGUUUCUCUCUCUUGGCCCUUUACUAAUUCAUCCCCGCCUUCUCCAUGCCUCCCUCCUCCUGCUUUUAUGACCCUCGUGUAAUGUUGGGUUCUUUGUGGAUUUUAAGUCUUUUAACACAAAGACUCCUUCUUGAGUUGUUGCUGUGAGCGUCCUGUCCUCAAUUAAAUUUUAAACUCUU
Molecule: messenger RNA, 1567 nt
Organism: Phyllopteryx taeniolatus (common seadragon)
Lineage: Eukaryota; Metazoa; Chordata; Actinopteri; Syngnathiformes; Syngnathidae
Gene: npdc1a
Product: neural proliferation, differentiation and control, 1a
Exons: 9
Coding region: 290-1291 (333 amino acids)
Cellular component (GO): membrane
Source: RefSeq, a predicted model, not a curated record